ACACAUUGAUUUGAUUUCACAGUAAUCUUGUCUAGUUAUCUCAUAGUUUUCUCUCUCUAUAUUUAACUCUUAAGAGAUAGUAGUAGUAGGAGCUUAAUUUGUUAGCAAUGGCAAGUGGUGUUGAUGAUGAGCAAGUGAGAAACAAGCAAGUGAUCCUAAAGAACUACGUGUCUGGUUUCCCUAAAGAAUCAGACAUGUGCGUGAGUACCAAUGGUACCAUAAGAUUGAAGGUCCCAGAAGGUUCAAAUGGGGUUGUGGUGAAGAAUCUCUACCUGUCAUGUGAUCCCUACAUCCGGAACCUUAUGAAGAAGCCCAUUACAGAAAAUGAUGACAUGGAAUCCAUUGACAACUUGAAGCCCGGUUUGCCCAUUAUUGGAUUUGGCGUGGCUAAAGUUUUGGAUUCUGGGCAUCCAAGUUUCAAGAAAGGCGACUUAGUUUGGGGAAAUACUAAAUGGGAAGAAUAUAGUUUGAUUACAAAUUCUCAAUUCUUAUUUAAAAUCCAACACACUAACGUGCCUCUCUCCUAUUAUACUGGCAUUCUUGGUAUGCCUGGUUUAACUGCAUAUGUUGGGUUUUAUGAGGUAUGCUCUCCUAAAAGAGGAGAAAAUGUCUUCAUUUCUGCAGGCUCUGGGGCAGUUGGUCAGCAUGUUGGGCAGUUUGCAAAGCUGUUAGGUUGCUAUGUUGUUGGAAGUGCUGGAAGCAAAGAAAAGGUUGAUUUGCUGAAGAAUAAAUUCAAGUUUGACGAGGCUUUCAACUAUAAAGAAGAGUCUGACUUGGAUGCCACUUUAAAGAGGUACUUUCCGGAAGGAAUUGACAUUUACUUUGAGAAUGUUGGGGGAAAGAUGCUUGAUGCAGUGCUACUCAACAUGAGAGCCCAUGGUCGCAUUGCUGGUUGUGGCAUGAUCUCACAGUACAACCUUGACAAGCCUGAAGGAGUGCACAAUUUAAUGCAUCUGAUAUACAAACGGGUUCGAAUAGAAGGAUUUGUUGUUACUUAUUACUUUCACCUCUACCCAAAGUUUCUGGAGUUUAUUCUGCCUCACAUUGCUGAAGGGAAGAUUGUGUAUGUGGAAGACAUAGCUGAAGGCCUCGAGAGUGGCCCAUCAGCACUUAUUGGGCUAUUUUCUGGCCUCAAUGUUGGUAAACAGGUAGUUUUCGUUGCUCGGGAAUGAUUCACUUCAUGACAAAAAGCUACAGGUCCCUUGGAUUCUACUGCAAAUAAACCUUGUACUUAUAUACCUUUUAAGAAGUGUUCAUCAGGAAGUGUGUUUCCUAAAUAGAUGUUUUGUUCUUGAGGCCAAGGAUUUCUUUUCCUAAAAUAGAUGUUUGUUAUUGUGUUUCUUAAAUAUAUUCUUUGUCAUUGAGGUCACAAACUAGCAGAUGCUAUUGAUCUUGCAAGCACAAAUACAGUCAUGUGGAUUGUGUUUUGAUUUAAAUGAUCUAGGAUUUUGAUGAAAUUUAUACUUGUUAUCUAUACACUAUAUAAAGGGCCUAGGAUUUCA
Messenger RNA from Quercus lobata, 1502 nucleotides. RefSeq names its product 2-alkenal reductase (NADP(+)-dependent)-like. The transcript is spliced from 5 exons. Gene Ontology annotation, molecular function: 2-alkenal reductase [NAD(P)H] activity. The coding region runs from base 108 to 1172 and encodes 354 amino acids. Lineage: Eukaryota; Viridiplantae; Streptophyta; Magnoliopsida; Fagales; Fagaceae. The record is from RefSeq and is a predicted model, not a curated record.